Malus domestica (apple) is the source of this 1916-nucleotide messenger RNA. Lineage: Eukaryota; Viridiplantae; Streptophyta; Magnoliopsida; Rosales; Rosaceae. The record is from RefSeq and is a predicted model, not a curated record.
UGUUAAUAUUAAUCCUGACGUAUACAAAAACCAAAAGUUUAAUAUCUCCCUGUCCCCCUCCUCAGUCAGCCUGAAACAGGAUCAAACAGAUUCAGAGAGCCAUUUUUCGGGGUUUGGGUUCGAAGCGAUUGAUUGUCGAAGAAUGGCUGAAGAGUGCAGAGAGACGCUAUUGAAGAAGGAUUACUAUGACGAUUGUCCCGGCUGCGUGAUGGAACAGCGCAAAGAGCUGCAGAGAGGCCUUCCUAUUAAAAUGCUUGUUUCUAUAUGGAUUAUUGUUCUUUCAGCUUCGCUGCCGAUAUCAUCUCUCUUUCCAUUCCUUUAUUUUAUGAUUAGGGAUUUGCAUAUUGCUAAAAGAGAGGAAGACAUUGGCUACUAUGCUGGGUAUGUAGGGGCUUCAUAUAUGAUUGGCAGAGGUCUGACAUCAAUUUUUUGGGGAAUGGUGGCUGAUCGCUAUGGUCGGAAACCUGUCAUAAUUAUAGGGACUGUUGCAGUGGUUAUUUUCAACACUCUAUUCGGACUCAGUGUAAACUUUUGGAUGGCCAUUUCUACACGAUUUCUUCUUGGAAGUUUGAAUGGUUUACUUGGGCCGAUUAAGGCAUACGCUAGUGAAGCCUUCCGAGAAGAACACCAAGCUUUAGGCAUGUCAACAGUUAGUGUGGCCUGGGGUAUCGGAUUGAUCAUUGGCCCAGCUUUGGGAGGUUUCUUGGCCCAGCCAGCAGACAAAUUUCCAAGUAUAUUUUCCCAAAACUCUAUAUUUGGGAGGUUUCCGUAUUUCUUGCCUUGCCUAUGUAUAUCGGUAUUUGCAUUUGGAGUAGCCGUUGCUUGUUUCUGGCUUCCGGAAACUUUACACAAGCAUGACGGAAAAGCUAGAUUACACGAUGGUCCUUAUGAAGCAUUGGAAACUGCAUCCGGUGGGUCUGAUGCAAAUGAAAAGCAAAAUACUGAAGAACAAACACCUAAAGAAAACCUCUUCAAGAAUUGGCCCUUAAUGUCUUCAAUCAUUGUUUAUUCCAUUUUCGCACUUUAUGACAUGGCUUAUACAGAGAUAUUCUCAUUAUGGGCUGUAAGUCCUCGGAAGUUUGGGGGUUUGAGCUUUUCAACUGAGGACGUUGGUGAAGUUCUUUCAAUUUCUGGUUUUGGUCUUUUUUUCUUCCAAAUUACUCUAUAUCCAUACGUUGAAAGGCUUCUUGGUCCUGUUAUGAUUGCUCGCAUUGGAGGGAUUAUAUCCAUACCUCUGUUGUCAAGUUACCCGUUUAUAGCAAUGUUGUCCGGGCUCUCCCUUUCCGUGCUGUUAAACUGUGCAUCUGUGCUGAAGAAUGUCUUAUCCGUCACGAUUGUGACUGGCCUGUCCAUCCUUCAAAACAAAGCCGUGGACCAAAAGCAAAGAGGUGCGGCAAACGGACUUGCUAUGACAGCAAUGUCAAUGUUCAAGGCAAUUGGUCCAGCUGGUGGCGGUGCAUUGUUUUCUUGGGCACAAAAACGUCGGGAUGCUGCUAUCCUACCUGGAAGCCAGAUGAUAUUCUUCAUCUUGAAUGUGAUCGAAGCAAUCGCAGUUCUGAUGACAUUCAAGCCAUUUCUUACUCUACAUGAGUAGAUCGAGAUCAAUGUAAACGGAAGUUCAUGUCGAUGUCUAAGGAAAAUCCCUGGCCACACUGAUCUUGUAGCAAGGAUAUAGCUUAGUGGGAAUAUUAGACACGAUCCUCAUUUUUCAAAGGGAAAACAUUAUUGGCAUUGGAGUUACAUGUAUCAUAACCCUUUUAGGAAGAAUAUUAGGGUUGCAAUCGAGCGAUUUUGAGUGUAUUCGGUAUGCUCAGAGUCUUAUCAAUUUCUAACUACUGUAUAUUUUGGCUCUCUAUUGAGGUUGAAGAUUCAAAUGAUCAACAUUCUUAUGGUAUGCAAAAAGAGUUGAAUUGCCA